UCCAGUUGAAUUUUUAUUGCAGCUUUUUCUCUCGGUUUGUUUCAAAAAACCUACUGCUGAUUUCUGUAUCGUCGUGAACGCUGGAGGACGAUGCCGAUUUGUGCUGCCGGCGCGGACGGGCUGUUAGUUGUCCCGCGUAGCCACUUUGUCGCCUCGGGGUUCAGGUCACCGUCGCCCGACAUUAAAUUUCUCCCUUUCAUUCCAAUUGACUCCAGGACGUCCUUCUUCAACAAGUGCUGUCAUUUUGGCUGGCCUAAGAUUGGAACUUGCUCGGAAAGUCGCCAGUUUCACAGCUUAAAAGUUAGAGCAUCAGAUAAUUCUGGGCAGAGCCAGAUGCCAAUCGCCCCUCUCCAACUCCAAUCUCCCACAGGCCAGCUUUUAUCCCAGAUUAUGCGAACCCAUCCUCAUCUACUACCAGCCGCCAUUGAUCAGCAACUUGAUCAACUUCAAUCUGAUCGAGAUGCACAAAAAUGGGAAAGUCCUCCACCUUCACAAGACUUUCUCCUUUACAGGAGAAUUGCAGAAGUGAGGGAAAAGGACAGGCAGAAGUCUCUGGAAGAGAUAAUCUACUGUUUUAUUGUCCAGAAAUUCCUGGAGAAAAACAUCCUGAUGAUCCCUAAAAUUUCUCCAACCACUCAUCCAACGAGGCAGGUGGACUUCUGGCCCAACCAAGAACAGAAGCUCGAAGCCAUCCACUCGCCAGAUGCCAUGGAGAUGAUCCAAGGCCACCUUACCUUAAUCCUCGGUGAAAGACUCAUCGGCCCUCCGAACACCAUCGUGCGAAUCAGUAAACUGAAGCUUGGAAAGCUCUACGCUGCCUCCAUCAUGUAUGGCUACUUCCUCAAGAGAGUGGAUGAGAGAUACCAGCUCGAACGAACCAUGAACACCCUCCCUAAAAGAAUCCCCGACCAACGAAUCCUUGACGGCCUGAAACCAAACCCUCUCUGGGACAUGGACUCUUUGGUGCUGCUUUCGCCAGACGAAGACAUUGACGGCGAGCCAGACGAAAAGUCAUAUAAACUGAGGUCUUAUGUCAUGUGUUUAGAUGCAGACACAUUGCAGAGAUAUGCAACCAUUCGGUCAAAUGAAGCGGUUUCAUUGAUUGAGAAGCAAACGCAGUCACUGUUUGGGAGACCUGAUAUAAAGAUAGCAGAAGAUGGAACUUUGGAUACUUCAAAUGAUGAGUUAGUAGGAAUGUCUUUCUCUGGACUUACAAUGCUCGUCUUGGAGGCUGUUGCGUUUGGAUCUUUUCUUUGGCAAGCUGAGAACUAUGUGGAGUCCAAGUACCAUUUUGUCAUAAACUGAUGCUUUUCUGAGCAUUUUCUGUAAAUAAUGGAAUAUAAA
This is a messenger RNA of Phalaenopsis equestris, 1344 nucleotides long. RefSeq names its product UV-B-induced protein At3g17800, chloroplastic. The transcript has 3 exons. Bases 91 to 1305 code for a protein of 404 amino acids. The record is from RefSeq and is a predicted model, not a curated record. NCBI's taxonomy places the organism in Eukaryota, Viridiplantae, Streptophyta, Magnoliopsida, Asparagales, Orchidaceae.